AAUUCACUGUGAAUGGCUAAAACCCACAAGUAGAAGAGGACGCAGUGCACUUAGCAGCCUGUAAUUUUCACAAAUUUCAAUUAGGAUUUAAAAUUAUAGGAAUUCAGGACAGGAUUACAUGUCUAACACUCGCAAGGACCCUUGCAAAGCCAACGCCUGCCGCAUACAAGCCUGUCUGAACGAGAAUAACUACCAGGAGGACAAGUGCUUGGAUGUUUUGGAGGCUAUGCGCCAAUGCUGUCUGAAGUGGCAUAAAGAAUCGCUUUGUUGCAGUGGUAUCGAUCUCGAAAAGUCAUAUAAGCCGGAAUCAUCUAAGGGAAAGAACCCAACCGGCAAGUCGAACAAAUAAUGAACAUACCGCAGUAUAAACCACCUAAGGAAAUCCAAGACUUACUAGACAAAAAGGAACAGCAACAGGCAAACCAACGCAGGCGAACAGCAGUGUUGCCCAAACG
Molecule: messenger RNA, 455 nt
Organism: Drosophila eugracilis
Lineage: Eukaryota; Metazoa; Arthropoda; Insecta; Diptera; Drosophilidae
Product: cx9C motif-containing protein 4
Exons: 3
Coding region: 119-349 (76 amino acids)
Cellular component (GO): mitochondrial intermembrane space
Source: RefSeq, a predicted model, not a curated record